Molecule: messenger RNA, 2950 nt
Organism: Durusdinium trenchii
Lineage: Eukaryota; Dinophyceae; Suessiales; Symbiodiniaceae
Source: the annotation of a GenBank genome assembly
AUGAGAGCGGCGGGACCUCUUCGGAAGAACUGGCUGCCGCAAGAUUGCGUGCUCGUUCGAUACAUCAGUGACCCGACUUUGCUUCACUGGAGAUGUGUGAUGCUGUGCUUGUAUGGAGACAACGUGGUGGUGCUGACCCCAGAUAGAGACUUGGAGUCAACUAGGCUUGCCACUGGAUCAGUGUACUCUGAAAUCAGGAAGAUGACAAGUGGGAAGCUUCCCGCUGGAAUCCGGGAGCGGGAGACCUACUUGCCCAAGCACUCUCCGAAUGGUGUCAUCCUGCACGAUGAGAUGAGGACCCUGAUGUCUAAUGCAGAGAGACGGUUUGCCGCUGAUGGUACUCGUCGACGUGUUGUGGGAAGACUAGAGGAACCGGAAGGUGUUGUGUCUCCGGAGGCUCAAGCCCAAGCUCCUCCUCACCAACAGCCCCCGGAGCAAGGACCCGAAGGGGAACAGCGGUGGCUGGUGGUCUACGCCUCAGAUGGUCGAGGGGUAGGUGAUGAAAUGGCGAUUGGAGCUGACGUGCAGAGGUUGUUCGUUGGUGGGAAAGAGUUCAGCAUGUUCAGUGAUGAUGGGCGAGAGGUGCUUUGUAGGGGGGUUCGUCAUGAGGAUUUCCACUUGGUACAAAGAGCCGCUCUUGCUGGGGUCAAUGUUGAGCCUCCGGCAGAACGGGAUCUUCGGAUCCUUCCAGUCAUCUUCGAUUCGGCCGAGGAAAGGUGGCGCACUGUGUCGGAGGCGGUGCCGGAAUUCGAGGACGUGGAGUUUGACGAUUACCCCCCUGCAGGGUCAGUCCACGAGCACUCUUCGGUCUGCCGGGCGCUGAACCUGAUGAUGUGCUAUGACCAGCUCAACUUGCCGGCCAUUGCGGCUGCUGAAGCUCUGAAUAGGCGUCGGACUUUGAUCGAACAUGCUCACCAAGGGCGACCAGAUGCCCCUUCGUACGAAGGCGCAGAGGAUUUCCUGGGAGUGAGAGAAAGUGCUGAUGGAUCGAUAGUUGACCCAGCUUUGGCGGCUUUUGCGGCAAAGAGACAAGCAACCAAAGCGGAGGGGAUGAAGCAGACUCGCCUGGCAAGUGAGGAGAAGAGACUCAGUCGCAAAGGCGAGGGCAAGGGCAACAAGGAGAAGGAGGAUGGGGGGCAAAGCCCCAGGAAAGCCCUGAGAAGAAGAGGCCGCCUCCGAUCGAGGGUGCCGGUCGGAGAUACGUGGACUAGAUUGGAGUUUGACGAGCCCGGUGCCGAGUUCUUCGUGGCACAAGAAGAUGUCAAAGACUUUUUCUAUCGGCUUCGUAUUCAUCGUCCCCUAGGUGUUUGCCUCACUGCGGGAUACUUCAAGACCGGCGGCCAGCGCCGAUCCUGGGACAUGGGAGGGGGGCAGCAUUCAUCAGCCCUGUUGAUCUAUGCUGACAACAACAACCACAUAGGGAUAGAGAGGGAGAAGCUGUUGGAAGAACAGAAAAACAUGAUUGGUUCUUUGCACUCGCAUGGACUGGAAACUCACGAAGUCACUGAUCCAGUCUCCCUCGCAGAGAGCUUGGGGAUCCGGAUCAAUGGCGCCGCCGGCCAGGUGGGGACCACAGCGGCGAGGGACUGGAGGCUCGAUCGUGCCUUGGAAGGACUGGCGUUUGCAAGGCCUCGCAUAUCGGGGCAAGAGCUGGAAGUGAUUGUGGGUCACCUGACGAUUCGAGCUCUUUUACACCGGGGGCUCAUGAGCAUCCUUCGGCAUGCAUAUGUUUUUAUUCGCAGAUUUUACCACCAGAGGCAUAGGCUUUGGGCUUCAGUCGCUUUGGAACUUCGUAUUUUUAGAGGGCUGAUGGCUUUAGGUGGGGAGAUGGCAGAAAGGUUGCGCCUCGCAGUCAAGCGUUGGACACCUCCAAAGUUUUUUGAGGACCCCAAGACAGUGCUUCCUGAAGUUACUGGCGAGGUUUUUGGCGAUCUGGAAUUAGUAGCUGGUUUUCCCGAAGUUGGUCAUGAUUUCAUGAACGAGAAAGCCUGGCAUCCUCUCUGGAACUCCCAUAUAACCCACAAAGAACCAGUACACAUGAUUGAAGCCCGCUCCAUUUUAGCAGCAGUAAAGCACAGAAGCCGGGACCACCACCGUCAUCGAAAGAAGAUUCUCAUACUCAAUGACAACAUGUCGGUGGUCUUGGCUUUACAAAAGGGAAGAUGUCACAACUAUGGUCUGCUUCGGAUUAUUCGUAGGAUAUCGGCUCAUGCCCUGGCUACGGGGCAACGCUUUCACAUUCGGUGGCUGGCUUCAGAACUAAAUGUUGCUGACAAGGGCAGUCGCCAAUGGGAGAGGGAGAGACGAGCUGAAGACUUCGAAAAGCGCAAAGCCCCGAAGAGAGGUGCAAAUUUUUCCAAGACAGAGGCUGUGCGUGCAAACCAGAGGAUGCGAAGCCCUUCUCUGGAGGCAGGCCGAAAGAGGAAGAGGAGUCGGUCACCGUCGAGGGCGAGGGAAAGUGCAGGAGUCAAGGUUAUGAACAGCGGAUUGAGGCAGCAGAUAAAGUCAGUAGAGAAGAAGAGGAGGAAAGCUACAGAAAGACAGAAGAAGUUCGUGCGCAAGCUGAGAGCAAGUGCAGGGGAAAGGACCAUUUUGGAGAUCCACUCCGUGAAAGAGCCACAAAGGAAAGAAUACUCUCGGAGGCUGGAAGAAUUCUACAACUUCGUAGCAUUUCACAACCUGAGCAUUCGCACCGAAGGCGAGCUAGACAUAGCCAUGUGCGACUAUGCCGACGAGCUUUUCCUCGAUGGGGAGGGGUGUCAUGUCGGAGAAAAGUUGAAAGCUGCCCUCGAGUACGAACGGCCAGAGGGGAUCAGGAGCAAAGAAGUAGGAGAAGGAGGACAGCUGUGGCCCUUCACAGCCCGCAAGUACCUGGAGACGUGGCGACAGUGUGUGAGAGCUCUAGAGGUGGAAGACGUGGCGGAGACCCCCUACCAGAAUCGUCAUGGAG